GCCGACUCCAGGAGGAGGGGCGGGGAGAGGGCGGGGCGAGCGGCGGCGGAUUGGCGGGCACGCCCCCUCGCCCGCGGCCCCCUCCCCGCCUCUCUCCGCCGCCGCCUCUAGCUCUCCGGUCAGAGGGCCGGAGCGAGAAGAUGGCGAAGACGUACGAUUAUCUGUUCAAGCUGCUGCUGAUCGGCGACUCGGGAGUGGGCAAGACCUGCCUCCUGUUCCGCUUCUCAGAGGACGCCUUCAACACCACCUUCAUUUCCACCAUCGGCAUUGAUUUUAAAAUCAGAACAAUAGAACUAGAUGGAAAGAAAAUUAAGCUUCAGAUAUGGGACACAGCAGGUCAAGAGAGAUUCCGAACAAUCACGACUGCGUACUACAGAGGAGCCAUGGGAAUUAUGCUGGUCUAUGACAUCACAAAUGAAAAAUCCUUUGACAAUAUUAAAAACUGGAUAAGAAACAUUGAAGAGCAUGCCUCCUCAGAUGUUGAAAGAAUGAUCCUGGGUAACAAAUGUGAUAUGAAUGACAAAAGACAAGUGUCAAAAGAACGAGGAGAGAAGCUAGCAAUUGACUAUGGAAUUAAAUUCUUGGAGACAAGUGCAAAAUCCAGUACAAAUGUAGAAGAGGCGUUUUUUACCCUUGCACGAGAUAUAAUGACAAAACUCAACAGAAAAAUGAAUGACAGCAAUUCAGCUGGGGCAGGUGGACCAGUGAAAAUAACAGAAAACCGAUCAAAGAAGACCAGUUUCUUCCGCUGUUCAUUACUUUGAUGAACUCUUUCUGAGAGACUGCAGCACGUCUAGAAGGCCUUUUCCUGCUUCUCUGAAAGCACAGGUCACCCAGCCUCAGAAUCACACCACUGGGCUGCUGCUGAGAGCACCGUUCAACUUAGACCUCUCAACACAGAACGCCACGUGGGUUCCAGCCACAUGGCCUAGCAAAAGAACAGGCUCCUUUUUUUUCAAACAUGGAAGCGAUGAAGUGGAGACACACGCAGGACCUAACUUGUUUUUUCAUUGUUUUAUUGCCUUUUGCAGAAGCUGCUAUCUUUCUUUUUCACUUUGCACAUCAGUGGUAGCCUAUUACAGCACAAUCUUAGCCGUAUAUUUGCACACUUCUGUGUCAUAAAGUUCUAGACAAAUUUGUACAUUUGGGGAUGUUUAAAAGAGAUCAGAAUGCUACUGCCUUGAAAGCAUUUAUGUAAAUGCUUUGAUUUGAGAUUUUCUUAAAUAAGAAUCAUUAAAUUCAUUUUAAAAUUUGGUAAAAAGCCCAUCUAUUCCUCAGAGGUAAUAGUUGCUUUAUUUCUUCAGAUCAUUAAGAGCUUUGCCUCAUUUUUAAACCUUUUUAUGAGCGUCUGAGUGGCUGGAUGAAUCACUAUAAAUUGAUAACCUUUGCCUAAUCUCUGAAAACUUUUUGGAAAUCACCAUAAUCUCACUUUUCCUGGGGUUUGUAUUUGCUGUUCUGUCUCAUGUUUGACUUGUUGUAAUUAUUCACUUAUCUAAAACUAAUAACAUAUUUGAGCAUUGUCAUAUUUCUAUUUGUGUACUUCUUCAGCUGAAAUUUCAUGUAGGCAGAAAAAUGUACCGUUUAGGGUUUUAUUUCAGCAUCUAACUGUGGCUCUGUCACAUAAGGAUAUGUAAAGUAUUUUUUUUUUUUCUUAAGUUUCAUCCCUCAGCUUGCUGGUUUAGUUGUAAUUCCCAAUUUUGCAGACCAUAAGCCCUGUCUGCAAAAGUUAACAAAAGUUAGAUUUAGAUUUUAGUUUGCAGAAAGCUUACCUAUAGGGAGAAUAACUUGUUGAUAUAAAUGUAAUAGAUAGUUCUUGGUAUUGGUAAAAAUAAUGAUUUUUGGUACUGUUUUUAUUUGAAUAAGUAUUUUUUUAAUGAAAGUAAUUAGACCUAGCACAGCUUCUAGGAAAAGUCUUGCCUUUUCAUUAGGAAAAUGUGAUCAAGGUUUCAGUUUUAAAACAUCCAUUUUUGAAUGUUGUAGAACCCAUUUCCAUCUGUUUAGGUUCAUUGUUACGGAACUUAGUCUAGUCCUUUGUGCCAAAGCCAACCAAAAGCUUAGUUGCCUUUCUCACCAAACACUGGUACUGGUAUACAUUUUAUAGAUGAAACCAUCGUGUAAGAAAUAAACGUAUUUGGUGUUAACUUAUGUGCCAAAUUCAGAUCACUAUGUCAUUGCUUUUACUCUAGCCCUCAGUGCCAUAACACAGAAGGCAAUAAGACAGAGGUGGUCAGGGGAAUGACUUCUAUUACUUAUUCUUCCUCUUAUGCCUAAUUUGCUUCGCAAAGGCUGCUAUCAUGCUUGAUAGUUUAGAACAGGAGAUGGAAAUCUAAAUGGAUUGCUUGUUACCUACCACAGAGAAUUCUGCUUCAAAUUAAGAUAUGUCCUUAGAAUACUCGGACCAGCCAACCUUUACUACUUGUUAGAACACUUAGGAACAAUUUAGCAGCUGCAGAUAUGCCAGAGCUGUUUUUGAUGAAUCUGCCAAACUUACUGUUGACAAAUGUUAGCCUUCUUAAUAAUUUUAUACUUACCCAUUGCUGUCCCAGGAUAGUGAUUCCAUGAUUGAAACUUGAUUAUAAAUCUACUGUCUUCAAAGUUAUAUACAUUUUUCAAAAAGAAAAAAAUAACUUCUUAGAAAUAUCUUGUUCUCACUAAUUUUCUGAAAAAAUUCCAAGCAGUUAAGCUUUCUGGAUGGUAAUAAAGUACUUUCUAAAAGGCAAGUGCUAUGACACCAUGUAUGAAUGUAAUUCUCUUAGUAAUUUACCUCUGACUAUUUGGUGUCUUAACACUUUGGUUUAUAUCUCAGGGGUUGUCUGCAAACCAAAACUGACAUAUUCUGUGGUUAGCUUUUUUAUUUAACAGAAUGCUUUGCUUUUGUUCUGUUUCCUCUCUUCUUUUGUCUUAUAUGGGUUAAUAACUAGUCUCCAUGAACUUCCCUUUGAAAGAGCCUGUAAAAAAGUUAGAUGAGUCUAAAAGUGCUCUUUGAAGUAGCGGCAAAUUGGGAGUAUAUGCUCUGUUAUAUAAAAAUAAAUUGUCCUUGCUAUUUUCUUACAUUUAGCUUUGCUAAAUUGUAUAUAAAUUGAGCUAAAACCAUAGGAAAUUCACUUUCUGCAUGGUAAAAUGACCCAAUAAAUAUUCCACUUUGCUUAAUAAUGUACAUAUAGUGCAUUAUUUUUUCUAUCUGUAGAUGAAUUUAGUGACAGAUCAUUGUCUGUUUCCUGCUGAAACUGAGAAAUCUAGUUUUUUUGUGAACAUUUUUGUAGUCUUAUGGAUAAGGUACAUGAAGAGUUUUGCAGCAGUUUAAUGGUGCAACGGCUGCACUUUAUUAUCAAUGUGCUAAUUUUUGACAGUGAUUGGACUAGACCUUUUCAAAUAGACUGAGGGUAUCAGACAGUGAAAAUGUGCUGUAACUAAGUAGCAUGUGAGUCAGUUGAUUGUAAAAUGUUUCACUGGGAACUUAUUUUAGCUAUAUUUUACUUCAGGCAGAUUAUGAUAAAAUAAUCCACCUGUGCAUCAGUUAGUAGGUGCUACAGGGUUUCUUACUACUUACAUGAACAUUUUGUGCAGUCUUUGUUAUAAAUUUUCAGAAGACUAUACUCUUUACUUUGAAGGACUAUUUUUUAAUUAUACCUCAUUUAGCUAACUAGUAUUCUAAUACCUGGUAGAAAACGGUGAGCCAGCCUUUAACCAUCCAACAAAAUUUAGAUCAUAUGUUUUGUUUUGAGCUGAAGGUAUCUUAGAGAAAGAUAGAAGAUAUCUUAGUUUAGAAUAGAACAUACACGUCAUAUCCAGUAGAGUAAAAAAAAGUAUUAUCUCCUUGUUUUCAUUAAUAAAUUUAGCUGUGCAAUAUAGAUACAUUUUUACAGAAGUUUCUAAGUAAGAGAUUAUAACUCCAUUUUACAGGUUCUGAAUGCUGAGAGUCUGUAUUAAGGCUUAUAAAUUUUUCCCUGUGAUCAGUAAGUGAUACAUUUAAGCAUUCUUUUCAAAUUCAUGACUUAGAUUCCUUUGCAAGUUUAGUUCUUAAUCUUUAAAAAAAAGAGCUUCUAAGCUUAAAAAUUUAAAACCACAUUUCAAUGUGUUGGUUUACUCAUCUCAAAUUUUAAGCACUCAUUUCUGCAAUCAGGUUUUUUAGAAUUUAUUUUUUAAACAGAAAACACAUUCCUUUUUCAUUCUUGUUACAUGGGGGGAAGGGGAUGGGUGAGUGGGGGUGGAAGAAGGGAAUAUCUAAAAGUGAAAUCCCUUGACAUGUAGAGGGACCUGGAAGGGCAGGAUAGGUUAAUAAAAUUUCACAUUCUAGCAUAAGUUUAGAGUAGAGUCGAUCUUUCUUUUAGACUAAUAAAAUUAAUGUGAUAUUCAGUAUGAAAAAAAUCUAAAUUGAAAUGUACAGAAAUGAAAAUUAGCAAACAAAUAUUUUCAGAUUUACUUCAUUUCUUGAAAUGCAUGUGCCAUACUCAACUGCAUUUCUUGCUGCCAAGAACUAAUAGAACUCAUUUCAUUUUCUUACCUUUUUUGAAAAUGUGAAUUUAAUUAUUAUAGGCCUUACAGAUGGAUUUUAUUUUGUUUGCAGCUGACACUGCAGUUCCUUUAAUGCAAAAUACCUUAAACUAUUUGACAAAAAUCAUGCCCCUAAUGGAGAAUAUCUAGUUUUUCCAUAGAAUUAUCGUAAUUUAAACAUACUUUAUUUUUGCUCCAAUGGCUUGAUGUGAAAAGCUCCUGCAGAUAAAGUGGACCUGUCAUGUGUUUAAUCUUGUUUAAGCCAGUUCAUUAACUGUGUACUGAUACUGAUGCUGUGUUUUUGUUUUUGUUUUUUAAAAAGUGGAUUUUAUUCCAGGUGAACUUUUUUUAUUUACAAUAAUGUUCGUCUAAAAUAAAAACUACAUAAUGAAAAU
Molecule: messenger RNA, 4889 nt
Organism: Nycticebus coucang (slow loris)
Lineage: Eukaryota; Metazoa; Chordata; Mammalia; Primates; Lorisidae
Gene: RAB8B
Product: RAB8B, member RAS oncogene family
Exons: 8
Coding region: 141-764 (207 amino acids)
Biological process (GO): Golgi vesicle fusion to target membrane; protein localization to plasma membrane; protein secretion
Cellular component (GO): synaptic vesicle; trans-Golgi network transport vesicle; plasma membrane
Molecular function (GO): GTPase activity; GTP binding
Source: RefSeq, a predicted model, not a curated record